Molecule: messenger RNA, 1070 nt
Organism: Micropterus dolomieu (smallmouth bass)
Lineage: Eukaryota; Metazoa; Chordata; Actinopteri; Centrarchiformes; Centrarchidae
Gene: reep1
Product: receptor accessory protein 1
Exons: 8
Coding region: 34-951 (305 amino acids)
Biological process (GO): endoplasmic reticulum tubular network organization
Cellular component (GO): endoplasmic reticulum membrane; endoplasmic reticulum tubular network; cytoplasmic microtubule
Molecular function (GO): microtubule binding
Source: RefSeq, a predicted model, not a curated record
ACACACAGCGCGUCCUGUCGCCUUUGCAGCGCAAUGGUCUCCUGGAUCAUCUCUAGACUUGUGGUACUUGUGUUUGGUACACUUUAUCCUGCAUACUCAUCCUAUAAAGCUGUGAAGUCAAAAGAUGUGAAAGAAUAUGUGAAAUGGAUGAUGUACUGGAUAAUAUUUGCCCUAUUCACUACUGUGGAAGUAUUUACAGAUAUGUUUCUUUGUUGGCUUCCUUUCUACUAUGAACUGAAGAUAGCCUUUGUAGUGUGGCUGCUGUCCCCUUACACUAAAGGGUCCAGUGUGCUAUACAGGAAAUUUGUUCAUCCCACACUUUCCUCAAAAGAAAAGGACAUUGAUGACUAUAUUGGCCAAGCAAAGGACAAAAGCUAUGACACACUGGUGCAUUUUGGGAGAAAAGGGUUGAAUGUUGCAGCCACCGCUGCAGUCAUGGCUGCAACAAAGAGCCAAGGGGUCCUGUCAGACAGACUGAGGAGUUUCAGCAUGCAGGAUCUGUCUUCCUAUCAGUCUGAACCUGUUAACACUGGCCCUGGCACUACGCAGCCUGCAGCAGCACAGCAUCGGACCAGAACUAUGAUGCGCAGCAAGUCUGAGAGCCACAACAAGGGACAGGAUUUUGACAUGACUGAAUACGAGGUGUUGGGGUUGGACCAAUGGGACUCCAAGGGGUUGCUGUACCAGACCAUUUCACCUUCUGAGUCUGAGUCCACACACAUUACGCCCUCCUCACUGACAUCCCAGUCCUCCCAACCUCCCACACCCUCUCCACCUCCCACUCCUCCAGCUCCGGAGCAGCCUGAGGAUGUGGGGAAAGGGGUACAGGCAGCAUCAAGCUCUCCACAGCUCAGGCUGAGUAAGAGGAAGGCUCCUGAGCCUCCUCUUAGAGUCUUAAGGCCUCUCACAAGAUCCAGGAGUGCUCUUUCUUCGAACAAUGAAGCCAUGUGAAACUGUCCUAAAGACUACUCCAGCUGCCUUUGCUGCAAGAAGUGAAAAUACUGAAUGGCCAAAAGUUACAUGACUGAAGCAGCCUUGCUUCAGAAUAAGGUAUUACCAAAGUGACCUAU